Molecule: messenger RNA, 4655 nt
Organism: Amphiprion ocellaris (clown anemonefish)
Lineage: Eukaryota; Metazoa; Chordata; Actinopteri; Pomacentridae
Product: prenylcysteine oxidase-like
Exons: 7
Coding region: 235-1740 (501 amino acids)
Biological process (GO): prenylcysteine catabolic process; prenylated protein catabolic process
Molecular function (GO): prenylcysteine oxidase activity
Source: RefSeq, a predicted model, not a curated record
GGUAUCAGCAUCUUCAAUAUAUCGUUUGUAGCAUCCACAUUCCAUUCAGAAUUGAACAUUAUUAUUAUUUUAGAGCGACAUUCAUCCGAGAUGUGAACCACCAUGCUGUGAAUCCACAGUCCUUGUGGAGGAAACAGAGUCGCUAGUAGCAUCAUGCGUUGUUAGCGGAACGGUCGCUGAGCUGCAGCCGCUCUCCUCUCCUCUACCACCGGUCACCUCCGCCCUGUAGCCGCGAUGCCAGUCUCUCUGCUCUCGCUUUUCGCCGUCCUGCUGGCAGCUGUUUUGGCUGUAGGAGACCCGGAGGGACCCGCUGAUGUCGACGGAGCUCCACCUUCAAAAAUAGCGGUGGUCGGGGCAGGGAUAGGAGGCAGCGCCACGGCCCAUUUCCUACGGCAACACUUUGGCCCGGAAGUCCAGGUGGACGUGUUUGAGAAGGGUGAAGUGGGAGGACGUCUUGCCACUGUAACUGUCAAUCACAAUGAUUAUGAGUCUGGAGGCUCCAUCAUUCACUCCCUCAACCUCCACAUGCAGGAGUUUGUCAAACAGCUGGGUUUAAAGUAUCGACGCAGUGUGGCGGGAAAGACGGCAGUUUUCAACGGUGAAGAGAUGAUUCUGGAGGAGACGGACUGGUACCUGCUGGACCUUUUCCGGCUGUGGUGGCGCUACGGCAUCAGCUUCAUACGCUUGCAGAUGUGGGUGGAGGAAAUUAUGGAGAAAUUUAUGAGGAUCUACAAGUACCAGGCCCACGGCUACGCCUUCAGCUCGGUGGAGGAACUGCUGGACUCGCUCGGAGGCAGCGGCUUCAUCAACAUGACCCGGAGGCCACUCUCUGAUUCGCUGCUGGAGCUGGGUGUGUCGCAGCGCUUCAUCGAUGAGGUCAUCGCACCUGUCAUGAGAAUCAACUACGGACAGAACGUCAGCAUCCCUGCCUUUGUAGGCGCUGUGUCUUUAGCUGGUGCCCAGAACAACCUGUGGGCGGUAGAAGGAGGCAACAAGCUGGUGUGUUCUGGCCUGUUGAAGAUGGCUGGUGCUAACCUGCUACAGGCUCACGUCAACUCCAUCUCCCCCGUCCACUCAGGGGAGGCGCUACAGUACCAGCUGAGCUUCACUACGGCAGCAGAGACGGGAUCAGAGCUGUAUGACAUCGUAGUGCUGGCAACGCCACUCCAGGCCAGUGUUGAAUCUGGACUCCAGUUCCAAGGUUUCGCACCUCCCUUUGACGAGCUACCCGGCAACUAUCACAGCACUGUAGCAACCAUCGUCCACGGCUACCUCAACACCUCUUUCUUUGGUUUCCCGGACCCACGUCUGUUUCCCUUCGCCAGCGUCCUGACUACUGAGUCGCCUGAUCUGUUCUUCAACAGCAUGGCCAGCGUUUGUCCAGUCAAUAUCUCAGCAGGAUUCAGACGUAAGCAGCCACAAGAAGCUGGAGUCUACAAGGUGUUCUCACCACAACCGCUGGACAAGUCUCAGCUCAAAACACUGUUCAGGUCGUACUACUCGGUGCAGGUGACGGAGUGGCAGGCCUACCCUCGCUACGGCAGCAGCCAGGGACUGCCUCCAGUGGAGAUCCACCCCAAUCUUUACUACCUCAACGGCAUCGAGUGGGCCGGCAGCGCCAUGGAGAUGAGCUCAGUGGCUGCUAAGAACAUCGCCCUGCUGGCCUACCACCGCUGGAACAGACAGACGGACAUGGUGGACCAGAGGGAUCUGAUGCACAGGAUCAAGACUGAACUUUGACCUGGUCACCCAAGACGCUGCUCAGCAAAGAAAGUAUGUGAGGAAGGAAAGAGUUUCUGAGUAACUGUGGAACAUGUGACUCUACUGAAAUUUGAGCCAGAACAUAACAUGGUGCAAAUUUUUAGAGUGAGCCUUUUGAGUAUUCUCCAGAGUAUUUUGGACACAUCCAUGUAACAUAUUGCUACGUACAUCUAAUACACCGAAUCAGUGAGACACAAUUUGACCCAGCAUUCUCCAGAAUAUGAUCAAAAACAAAACCCAAAUCAAGUCGUUUUGAAGGCACCAUGAAAGACAAAUGUGGUCCUGCACUUCUGUCCAAAGGCCAGUUUGAUUUUGCUGGUACUUUCAAUCUGUGAGCCAGUAGCACUGCAGAUAAAUGAGACAUGUUGCAGUUUUGGUUUGGGAUCCGUUGCCAGUGUUAAUUGGUAGUUUCAUCCAAAAAUUCUGCCGCAGGAAGCUUUGCUUUGCCAAGAAAUAAGAAAACCAAGCAACCAGCUGAUGUAUAUUGUGGAUAGUGAAUGGACUGCUAGGAGGCGGUUUGUUAAGUUGAAGUCUGAGGUUCUGCUACUGCUCUGUGUAAAUAAAUGAUCCCGAGUCCAAGCCAAGACAAAAUACACAAAAUAAAACAACACAGCUUUCAGAUAUGACAGAAAUCAGUGCAGUCACUGAUUUAACUCCACUUUUAGUCUGUCAUCUAAUCAGAACUGCAGCACUUUCUGUAAACCUAAGGACUGUUAAUGGACUUUCUGUUGGCACCAGUGAGAUCUCAUUAAAGUAAUCUCAGUGGGAUUUUUGUAAAUUAAUAAAAUAAUUAUUCAGUGACUCACGGUGGUGGCCACUGGUGCUAUGCUCUAUUGCCCCUUUCAUCAGACUAUUUCAUUAUCUCCCCUUCCUGCUGCUUUUGUUGCGUAAUCCGGCGGAAAGAAUUUUUUUCAGGGAAUGGAGCCAAACGGCUUUCACACUGGACUGAAUAAACGCAGAAGACGAUGACACUUGUUAUUUCCCCUUUUCUCUCAAGCCUUAAAGCCUUGUUGAGAUCCGGCUUUUCUAUUAGGGAUGGUAAUCUUGCACAAACAUGUAUGAAGAUGGAGUUGGACACUCACUUCCAGAAAUGGCAAGAAUGGCGACACAACAAGAAACCAAUGACAGUUGAUUAAACUUGUAAGAGGAAAUGCCUUGUUUUACUAUGUAUUUAUAACAGAUGUGGACUAAAGUGAAUUCAGAAAAACCUUAAAAUUUGUGAACUGAAAACCUCCAAAGGGCUGCAGUUGAUGGAUAAUGUAAUUGUGUGAAGUGGUGAGAAAUUACCAUGUCUUUUUAACAGGAAGGACCUGUUUUAAAACUCCGUUGUGGUCGAGCUGAAAUGAAGACGACUUAUCUUUAAGGUCCGAACAGCCGACUCCUCUCUGCUUUCUAUUAAAGGCUUCAAGGUCAGUGGCAGCUUCUGUAUGUAGAACAACCAAAUAUUUAUAGCAAUAUUGCCUUCAUGAUAUGUGAUUCAAAAAAACAAUAAUACACAAUUCAAAUGCAGAAAAAACAAUCCCAACUCAAAGGUCACUUUUAGAAGCUUUCAUGUAUCACACAGUUCGUUCAGUUUUCAUUAAGCUGGAUCCCAAAGCACCUUUUAGGUUUCUCAUGUGUGACGGCUAAAGGUUGUUCAGAGUAGUGGGAUAUGGUUGAAAGUUCCAGAUAAGAGUACAUUCUGAGUCGGGAUUAUUUUAUCAAGCUAGUUUUUUCUGGGUCUGAGUGGCUCUUGAGUACAAAUUUUAAUAUAAAGAAAUGUGAAGACAUUUAUAAUUGUAUUAUUAGCUAAAAUAAAGGUGGAGUCUAAAUAUAUUAAAAGGGAGUUGGGGGAGCGGUAGGUGAAGUACUUUCAACAGUGUAAAAGUACUUCAUUACAAGUGAAAGUCCCGCAUUUAAGUAUCAUCAGCAAAAUGUACUUGAGUUUAAAAGUAAAAGCACUGCAAUAAAAUGCCCUCUGUGACUGAUAUGACAUUAAUACUGAUGAGUUUGUGUGUAUAAAGCAUUUUAUUGUUACAGCAGGUGGAGGUGGAGCUCAUUUCAGCUGUUUCACAUAUACGUUUUUCAAAUGUUUCUUUAAUUUAUGUUUUGUCUUUUUUGAGAUCUCAAAUCAUUUUACCUCUUUGGACCUAAUGGAUUGUCAAAGAAAUCAUAUUAAACAUUUUAGAGUAAAUAUCUCUUAAGUGGAACAACAUUAAGCAGAUUGCUGAACACUGAUUUUUUUAUUGUUUUGUUUUUUUGUGAGAGAUUAUAAGCAAAAAUGUUUUUGAUAACCACUGAAAUAUGCAUUAAUAUUGUGGCAAAUACAGUUUUUUAAUGUAAGAUGUUUGCUUCCAAACAGCAGUGAGAGAAAUGAGGAAAAAAAAUACAAUAUUUUUCUCUGAAAUGUGAUGGAACAGAAGCAUAAAGUGGCAUGAAACAGCAAUUGAGUUAGAUAUUACAACAUCUUAAGUGUUCACUCUGAACAUGUGGUUACAUUUUAAAAGCUUGAAAUGUUUGCUUCUGUAUCUAGUAACAGAAGUGUGAUUUUUAUGUAAACUACAGACUCAAAACAUGUUUGACUUUUAUAAAUAGUAUCUUGACAAAUCGUCCUAACUCAAGGUCCUCUUGCUAGUUUUUUGUGGAAGUUUCCACUGCAACUCUGCAUCCUCUCAUUCAAUCUUCAGUUAUCCUAGAUCGACAACCUGAAACAGAGCAAACUCCAUCUGCUGAUAAGGAUACCGACACGCGUCAAACAGUUUUUGUGUGACUGUUUACUUCUAACCAAGCAAAUUUCUGCAAAGCAUGUACGAACAUAUUGUAUUUUACGUCCUUGAUGCAUACUAUAGCAGCAGUUUUAAUGGUGUGGAUUUUUCUGACUGUUAAUAAAAUAAAACUAAUAGCAUUUUAUUGGA